Molecule: messenger RNA, 818 nt
Organism: Lobosporangium transversale
Lineage: Eukaryota; Fungi; Mortierellomycota; Mortierellomycetes; Mortierellales; Mortierellaceae
Exons: 3
Coding region: 50-811 (253 amino acids)
Source: RefSeq, a predicted model, not a curated record
CUUGACAAUUCUUUUCAACAUUCAACAUUCAAAAUUAAAACUAGCAUAAAUGGGCUGGUUUUCAAGGUCAUCAACAACGAUAACACCCGCUACUGAAGAUCCACAGCAGGAGACGUCUUCAACCUCGAUUCUGAAAGCACCUGUGGAUGUACCCAUAGGACCUACACCUGUCUCUGCCACUACCAAGGCACCGUUCAAGGUCGAGGCCGCAAAGGCUGUUGCAGCAGUGACAUCCAACGAGUCAUUGGAGAGUUUGAAAGAGACUGUUGCUAAAAUGGCGAUGGCUGCCAAUACAGAUGAUACAGAUCAUACCGACAAUAAUACCACUACGACCCCAUUAGCCUCCUUAGAGACAUCAGAAACGGAGGCAGAAAGAAAAACAAAAACAGGACCCGAACUAAAUGAAGGAUCAGGAUUAAAGCCAAAGAAAAAAGCACCAGAAAUCCUGGACUUUGACGAAUACAAGACAUCAGACGAUGUUUUUGAUCGCUUCAAAGUUGGAGAUGCUAUAAACCGACUGGCAGCAUGUUCCUCUUUGGGAUCCAACCUUCGCAAUUACUAUCGUUUUGGAGCAUACAGAGAUUGCAAGGAUAAAUAUGACCAUUUAAAAUUCUGUUUGAGCCUCAAGACCAAAUCUUCGCAAGUGGCACAGGUCAUGAUUCAGAAACGUGACGCAGAGAUUCGAGCCAAAAAGAAAAGCCAACCUAAUUCAGAAGAUGUCUGGGUUGCAAGGAGUCAUCCUCCUGAAGAACUACAACAGUUAUCAAGAGGAGAAAUAGACGACGACUCAGACACCUUUACAAGCGAUUGAUUUGAAG